CAAAUCAACCAUUUCACCCAUCUUCUCUUCCAUCAUCAACCAUUCAAAAUGGCCGUCAAAGACAAAUCUCUUGCUGUCAACUCAGAGUCUCGACAUGUCGAGAACAGUGAAGACCACAUCGACCUCAAGGCCGGCGAUGACUUCAUUGAAGACUCGACCCCCGGCCUCUUCCUCAACCUCUGCGUUGUGGCAACUGCUAUUGGCGGCAUGCUCUUCGGCUACGACACUGGAGUCAUCUCUGGCGUCCUGGUUGUGCUCGGCACAGACCUCAACGGCAGAGAGCUGAGCCACGGAGAAAAGGAGUUGAUCACGGCUCUGUGUGCAGCUGGUGCGUUGCUCGGCGCCAUCGUCGCCGGAGUCACGGCCGACAAGUACGGACGAAAGCCCGCCAUCUGGUUCGCCUCUGUUUUGUUCACCAUCGGUGCCCUCGUCCAAGCCACAUCCUUCUCGAUUGCCCAGAUGUGCGUUGGCCGUAUUCUUGUUGGCCUCGGUGUUGGCUCUGCCUCUAUGAUUAUCCCGCUGUACAUUGCCGAAAUCUCGCCGGCCAAGUAUCGUGGCCGCAUGAUAUCCAUCGACAUGGUCUUCCUCGGAACCGGCUCUCUUCUCGCCUACGGCUUCGACGCGGCGUUUUACAAGAUCGACCACGGCUGGCGAUACAUGGUUGGAUUGGGAGGUAUUCCAUCCAUCAUGCUGGGAGUCCUGCUGUUCUGGUGCCCGGAAUCCCCUCGCCAACUGCUCUUCCAUAACCGCACCGAGGAGUGCAUGAGUGUCAUCCGCCGCAUGUAUCCAACUGCGACUGAGCAGCAGAUUCAGCAGAUGGUUGCGCAUAUCCAACACGGCGUGACGCAGUCUAAGGCACUCAACGAGGAGGUUUCUGUCCGCACAGCUCUCAAGAGCCUCGCCACCGUCGCACCCAACCGCCGAGCCGCCAUUGUUGCUUGUGGACUGAUGGCUUUCCAGCAACUCUGUGGAUUCAAUACUCUCAUGUACUACUCUAGCACUCUGUUCCAGAUCGUCGGCUUCAACAACCCCAUCGCCGUCGGAACCAUCGUCACAGCCACCAACUGGGUCUUCACCUUCCUUUCCAUCUUCCUCAUCGACCGCGUUGGACGCCGAAGACUCCUUCUCUGGACCAUGUGGGGAAUGCCGGUUUUCCUGACUGUCGCCGCCGGUGUCUUUUCCCAGAUCCCCAUCGACCGCAACACACUAGAGUUGACCGACGACAAGAUCGGAUGGCCCGCAAUCGUUGUGCUCGUCUCCAUGAUCAUGUUCGUCGCCUGCUACGCCGCCGGCCUCGGAUGUGUGCCCUGGCAGGCAAACGAAUUCCUCCCGAUGGAAGUCCGCGCCAUGGGAACCAUGAUGAUCAACAUCUUCAACUGGGGACCCAACAUCAUCGUCUCCUCCACCUUCUUGUCCAUGAUGCGCGGCAUUUCACCCUCUGGUGCUUUCGGCUUCUAUGCGGGCAUGUGCCUCUUGGGCUACAUUUUCGUCUACUUCUGCUACCCAGAGGCUGCAGGCAUGACUCUCGAGGAGAUCAGAGUCGUCUUUGAGAACGGAUUUGGUGUCCGGUAUGCAGAGGAGUGGCGCAAGCAGAGGAAGCUGGGUGCUGGCCAUGUCCUCGACGUUGAUGCCAAAGUCUAAAGGCUGUACUAGAUUCACUUCACAAUAUGGUUCUCAACAGCUUGAUCUUCGAUCCGCUAGUAGACCGAUUUAU
This is a messenger RNA of Ilyonectria robusta, 1714 nucleotides long. RefSeq names its product general substrate transporter. Gene Ontology annotation, molecular function: myo-inositol:proton symporter activity. The transcript is spliced from 2 exons. NCBI's taxonomy places the organism in Eukaryota, Fungi, Ascomycota, Sordariomycetes, Hypocreales, Nectriaceae. Bases 49 to 1641 code for a protein of 530 amino acids. Gene Ontology annotation, cellular component: membrane. Gene Ontology annotation, biological process: transmembrane transport. The record is from RefSeq and is a predicted model, not a curated record.